AUGAGUGUGGAACUUCGUGUGGGUAAUCGCUACCGGAUUGGCCAGAAGAUUGGCUCUGGCUCUUUCGGCGAGAUCUUUCGGGGCACAAAUAUUCAGACUGGGGAACCUGUGGCCAUUAAGCUUGAGCAGGUAAAGACACGCCAUCCGCAGCUCGCCUUCGAGGCCAGGUUCUACCGCAUUCUCAACGCCGGUGGCGGUGUCGUUGGCAUUCCCAAUGUUCUGUACCACGGUGUGGAGGGUGAGUUCAACGUCAUGGUGAUUGACCUGCUGGGACCCUCAUUGGAAGAUCUCUUCAGUUUCUGCAGUAGAAGAUUCUCGGUGAAGACAACACUAAUGCUGGCAGAACAGAUGAUUGCGCGAAUUGAAUUCGUUCACAGCAAGAGUGUUAUCCACCGUGAUAUCAAACCCGAUAACUUCCUUAUGGGCACUGGGAAGAAGGGUCAUCAUGUUUAUAUCAUCGACUUUGGUCUUGCCAAGAGAUACCGUGACCCUCGCACACACCAGCACAUCCCGUACAGAGAGGGAAAGAGUCUUACGGGGACGGCGCGGUACUGUUCUAUCAACACGCAUAUCGGGAUUGAGCAGAGCCGUCGCGACGACCUUGAGGCCAUUGGUUAUAUUCUGGUGUAUUUCCUGCGAGGCUCAUUGCCGUGGCAGGGUCUGAAGGCACAUACUAAACAGGAGAAGUAUUCACGUAUUUCGGAUAGAAAGCAGAGUACGUCAGUAGAGAGCCUUUGCAGGGGUCUCCCAGCAGAGUUUGCUUCAUACCUUACCUACACCCGUAGUAUGCACUUUGAGGAUAAACCGGACUACAGUUAUUUGAAACGAAAUUUCCGAGAGCUUUUUGUGCGUGAGGGGUAUCAUGUGGACUACGUCUUUGACUGGACACUUAAGCGUAUUCAUGAUAGUCUGCAGGAGGGAAAGACCGAACAGCAGGAGAAGACGUCUGAAAAGGCUAAUGCCGAAGAAGCUUCUCGUAAGGUUGCGUAA
This is a messenger RNA of Trypanosoma theileri, 990 nucleotides long. RefSeq names its product putative casein kinase. Gene Ontology annotation, biological process: endocytosis; peptidyl-serine phosphorylation; signal transduction. The coding region runs from base 1 to 990 and encodes 329 amino acids. The record is from RefSeq and is a predicted model, not a curated record. Gene Ontology annotation, cellular component: nucleus; cytoplasm. The transcript has a single exon. NCBI's taxonomy places the organism in Eukaryota, Euglenozoa, Kinetoplastea, Trypanosomatida, Trypanosomatidae. Gene Ontology annotation, molecular function: ATP binding; protein serine/threonine kinase activity.